AUGGGAUGCGUUGGUUACACGACGGCGGGUCCCACACAAAUCCCAUAUUCCGCAGAAGCCGUGACAGGCGAUGGUCCCUGGAUUUCUAGCUAUAAUAGCUCAUUCGAACCAUCCGGGUCUCGAAGAGGCCAUCCCCGUUUGUCUCCGACACUGAAUCGUUACUUCGGACUGCGUCCAUUCACCAGCAUCAUGGACGUGGACUGCGGCUUUGAUAUCUUUCCCAGACUGGACGCUGCCGAUGAGGCUGAUCGACCCGCAUACCAACAAUUCCUAGGCGAGAUUAUUGACACAUAUAAGGAUCCUCACGGCGAGAAAGGAAGUUGGGAGGAAAGAAAGGUCCUGCAACUACCUGCUGGGGACUCCGGAGGAUACUUCGGGGAUCGAGUUCGGUGGUAG
Molecule: messenger RNA, 396 nt
Organism: Chaetomium globosum CBS 148.51
Lineage: Eukaryota; Fungi; Ascomycota; Sordariomycetes; Sordariales; Chaetomiaceae
Exons: 2
Coding region: 1-396 (131 amino acids)
Source: RefSeq, a predicted model, not a curated record